CCGCCAGCCCAAGCACAUUUACCUAGCUAAAUAGACACCCAGUAAAAAAAUAAAAUUGUGGAGGCCAUUCACGGAUGGCCCGCUACCGCCGCCCGCCGCUCAUCCCCUCCAUGGCGAUUGAGUCGGCCGCCCCCCCCAAGAAGCUGCGUGUCCUGUUCAUCCCCUUCUUCGCGACCAGCCACAUCGAGCCCUUCACCCACUUCGCCAUUCGCCUCGCCGCGGCAGCUACCCCCGACGUCGCCGUGGAGGCAACAGUCGCGGUCACGCCGGCGAACGUCUCGAUCGUGCAGUCCUUGCUCGACCGACACUACGGCAGCGCGCACAAUGCAGCAGCAGACGAGGGCGCCAUCCCCGUCAGGAUCGCGACGUAUCCGUUCCCGGCCGUGGAGGGCCUCCCGAGGGGCGUCGAGAACCUUGGCCAGGCCGCGCCGGCCGACUCGUGGCGCAUCGACGUCGCCGCCUUCAGCGACGCCCUCACGCGCCCCGCGCAGGAGGCCCUGGUCAGGGCGCAGUGCCCCGACGCGCUCGUCACCGACGUGCACUUCGCGUGGAACGUCGGGAUCGCCGGCGACCUCGGCGUGCCGUGCGUCACGUUCAAGGUCACCGGCGCCUUCUCGUCGAUCGCCAUGCGCCACCUCGCGCUCCUGGCGGACGUCGCGAACGCCGACCCCGACGUCGCCGUGGUCCCUCGGUUCCCGGGCCCUCCCGUACGGAUCCCGAGGACCGAGCUGCCUGAGUUCCUCAGGAAGAAGCAGGAGGUCGACUACUCCAAGACCAACACCUUCUACGCGGCGCAGGCCGCCUGCUUCGGCGUCGCCGCCAACACGCUGCCGGACCUGGAGCGGCCGUACUGCGACGUGCACAUCGGCGGAGGCCACGUGAAGCGCGCCUACUUCAUAGGCCCAGUCUCGCUGCGACCGCCACCGGCGGCGACCGGCCGCGGCGAGUCCGAGUCGUCGCAGCGCUGCAUCGGUUGGCUCGACUCGAAGCCUGACCGCUCGGUGGUGUACCUGUGCUUCGGCAGCUUCGCCCCCGUGUCGGACGCGCAGCUGCAGGAGCUCGCGCUCGGGCUGGAGGCGUCUGGGGAGUCGUUCCUGUGGGUGCUGAGGUCGGAGACGUGGACUGCUCCGGUGGGGUGGGAGGAGCGCGUCGCGGACAGGGGGAUGCUCGUCACGGCCUGGGCGCCACAGACGGCCAUACUGGGCCACCGCGCGGUGGGCGCCUUCGUCACGCACUGCGGCUGGAACUCGGUGCUGGAGACGGUGGCCGCCGGCGUGCCGGUGCUGACGUGGCCCAUGGUGUUCGAGCAGUUCAUCACCGAGAGGCUGCUCACCGACGUACUCGGCAUCGGGGAGAGGCUGUGGCCGCACGGCGCCGGCGGCGUACGGAGCACGCGUUACGUAGAAAACGAGCUAGUCCCUGCCGGAGAUGUGGCACGGGCGCUGACGGCGUUCAUGCUCCCCGGAGGAUCAGGGGACGCGGCCAGGAACAGGGUCACGGAUCUCGCCGCCAAGGUUCACGCGGCCACGGCGGAGGGAGGCUCCUCACACCGUGAUCUGCGCCGUCUCGUCGAUGAUCUCGUGGAGGCGACAUGUGCUGCUGCUGCUGCAGUGACGAAAUCAGUUCAGGACUAG
Molecule: messenger RNA, 1634 nt
Organism: Lolium rigidum
Lineage: Eukaryota; Viridiplantae; Streptophyta; Magnoliopsida; Poales; Poaceae
Product: UDP-glycosyltransferase 73C4-like
Exons: 2
Coding region: 75-1634 (519 amino acids)
Molecular function (GO): UDP-glycosyltransferase activity
Source: RefSeq, a predicted model, not a curated record